Messenger RNA from Cavia porcellus (domestic guinea pig), 3140 nucleotides. RefSeq names its product sodium- and chloride-dependent transporter XTRP3A. Lineage: Eukaryota; Metazoa; Chordata; Mammalia; Rodentia; Caviidae. The record is from RefSeq and is a predicted model, not a curated record. Gene Ontology annotation, molecular function: L-proline transmembrane transporter activity. The transcript is spliced from 11 exons. Gene Ontology annotation, biological process: sodium ion transmembrane transport. Gene Ontology annotation, cellular component: plasma membrane. Bases 294 to 2279 code for a protein of 661 amino acids.
AAAAGGACCAGGAAGAAUCAAUCUUUUUAACCAGUUCAAGACAGCGAGGCAGCCAGGUCAGCACAACUAAAGACACUGAGGACAGAGGACUCCGAGCUGCUACGGAGAGGCCACGAUAGGCUGUGUGUUCCAAGCCAGGGGCGGAUUCUGAGAAAGUUCCUGGACGGCGCCUCUGACUCUACUAAAAUUUAAACCUUCACGGCACAUUCGCCCGCCGUCCCGCUCAGACGCCGCGGGCACUGUGGCCACUCUGACCUUGCCGUUCCACUCAAGGUCAAGCACGGCUGAAACUCAUGCCGUGCCCGGUCUGUACGGGUGCUCCCGGGAGGCGGUGUCCUGCUGUGCGGGCGGCUCGGCCCCACCUGCGAUCCCGGCGGCUUCCUGGAGGCGGCUGGCCGGGCGGAGCUCCGUCCCCACACCCGCCUCGCCCUCCUGGCGCGCCGGAGCCCAGAGUUAAAGGCGGCGGCGGAGCGCGGGCACCGACCAACAGGCUCUGGGCCAUGGAGAAGGCGCGGGCGCAAUGGGGGAACCCGCUGCAGUUCGUGUUCGCCUGCAUCUCCUACGCUGUGGGCCUGGGCAACGUGUGGCGCUUCCCCUACCUGUGCCAGAUGUACGGUGGCGGUAGCUUCCUGGUCCCCUACCUCAUCAUGCUCAUUGUGGAAGGAAUGCCACUCUUGUACUUGGAGCUGGCAGUGGGGCAGCGCAUGCGGCAGGGCAGCAUUGGUGCCUGGAGGACCAUCAGUCCCUACCUUGGAGGUGUUGGUGUGGCCAGCGUGGUGGUGUCCUUUUUCCUGGCCAUAUACUACAACAUCAUCAAUGCCUGGGGCUUCUGGUACUUCUUCAACUCUUUCCAGGACCCCCUGCCGUGGUCUGUCUGCCCCCUGAAUGGAAACCGCACAGGCUACGACGAGGAGUGUGAGAAGGCCUCGUCCACACAGUACUUCUGGUACCGGAAGACCCUCAACAUCUCGCCGUCCAUCCAGGAGAGCGGGACUGUGCAGUGGGAGCCGGCGCUGUGCCUGGUCCUGGCCUGGACGAUGGUGUACCUGUGCAUCCUGCGGGGCCCCGAGACCACGGGCAAGGUGGCAUAUAUCACUGCACUGGUGCCUUAUGGUGUGCUCAUCAUCUACCUGGUCAGAGGUCUCACCCUGCAUGGAGCCACCAAUGGUCUGCUGUACAUGUUUACUCCCAAGGUUGAACAGCUGGCCAACCCCAGGGCCUGGAUCAAUGCAGCCACACAGAUCUUCUUCUCUCUCGGCCUGGGCUUUGGCAGCCUGAUCGCUUUUGCCAGCUACAACGAGCCCUCUAACAACUGCCAGAAGCACACCAUCGUCGUGUCCCUCAUCAACAGCGCCACCUCCAUAUUCGCCAGCGUGGUGACCUUCUCCAUCUAUGGCUUCAAGGCCACCUUCAACUAUGAAGACUGUUUGAACAAGGUGAUUCUGCUGCUGACCAAUUCUUUUGACCUUGAAGAUGGCUUUCUGACAGCCAGCAACCUGGAGCAGGUGAAGGGCUACUUGGCUUCCACCUACCCGAGCAAGUAUAGCGAGGUCUUCCCGCUCCUGGAAAACUGCAGCUUGGAGUCGGAGCUGGACACGGCUGUCCAGGGCACGGGUCUGGCCUUCAUCGUCUACACCGAGGCCAUUAAGAACAUGGAAGUGUCGCAGCUGUGGUCAGUGCUCUACUUCUUCAUGCUGCUCUUGCUGGGCAUGGGGAGCAUGCUGGGAAACACUGCAGCCAUCCUUACCCCUCUGACUGACAGCCAGGUCAUCUCCAGCCACCUGCCAAAGGAGGCCAUCUCAGGUCUGCUGUGCCUUGUCAACUGCGCCAUCGGCCUGCUCUUCACCAUGGAGGCUGGGAGCUACUGGUUCGACAUCUUCAAUGACUACGCGGCCACGCUGUCCUUGCUGCUCAUCGUGUUGGUGGAGGCCAUCGCCGUGUGCUACGUGUACGGGCUGAGGAGAUUCGGAGCCGAGCUCGAGGCCAUGACUGGCCGUGCCCUCAACUGGUACUGGAAGGUCAUGUGGGCAUUCGUGAGCCCGCUACUCAUCGUCAGCCUCUUCCUCUUCUACCUGGCUGACUACAUCCUGUCGGGGACCCUGCAGUACCAAGCCUGGGAUGCCACUCAGGGCCGGCUGGUGACCAAGGACUAUCCUGCCUACGCUGUGGUCGUCAUUGGACUGCUCGUGGCCUCUUCCACCAUGUGCAUCCCUCUGGUGGCCCUGGGGACUUACGUCAUGCGGCGCCUCAAGAAGGGUUCCUCAGUCCCUGUAGCCUGAGAACUGCACGUGCGAGACUUCCCACCGGAAGUGAAGCCCGCCUGAGCCGGAAGUCCUCCCGCCACUUCCGGUGUCUGGCAAGGAGCAAGAGGUGCGGCGGAACGUCCCUUGGAGGCACCCAAAUCCCAGGACACCCCCCUCUCCCCGCCCUAGCAGCCUGGAUCAAGCCAUGCAACCUCCCCCAGAUCAGGGGUGCAGGCCACUCCUCAGGAAGACGGCUUCCAGACUCUGCGGAGUCCUGAAACCGAGGUGACGAUGAUUUGGUACUUCUGGGAUCAAAAUUAGGCAGUUUGGGGUUUGAGCUGAAAAAAAGUUUACUCCAGUUGAAGCAGUUUUGAAGUGCCUAAGGUGACAAAUUGGGACAUCGUUGGUUUGAAAUUUUCUUUUUUUAGUCAUAGUGAAUACACAAUUUCUAGGUUUCCCUCCACCCUUUCAGUGUUAACACGACUGACCCAGACAUGGAGUGAGACCUUUGUUGGGGACUCAACAGGAGUCAUCUUUCUCUGAUCCUAGGGUCUCUGGCUGUGCCCAGGACCACCCCUGUUUACAAAAUUGCCCCAGGUUACUGCUCCCAACUCCCGAACGGAGGAAGGGUCUGCACAGCCACCUGUCUCUGGUAUCUUAGUGCCCUGCAAAGGUCGCCAGAACGCACCAUGAGGAUGAGAGUGAAUCAGCUUUGCGAAGACUCAGUGUUGCACUUGGAACUCGUGGCCAACUCUAGAAGACCCCAGGCAUCGGUUACAAUCAGCCCAUGUUGUUUAUCUGUACAUAAGAAAAAUUUCUAAUGUAUAUAAUUUAAACAGCAUCUUAUCAUUAAAGACACACCAUAUUUAUGAUUAAAGCACUAGUCUACCAUGUGAA